Exophiala mesophila is the source of this 3573-nucleotide messenger RNA. RefSeq lists its product as uncharacterized. The coding region runs from base 226 to 3399 and encodes 1057 amino acids. Gene Ontology annotation, biological process: iron-sulfur cluster assembly. Gene Ontology annotation, cellular component: cytosolic [4Fe-4S] assembly targeting complex. Lineage: Eukaryota; Fungi; Ascomycota; Eurotiomycetes; Chaetothyriales; Herpotrichiellaceae. The record is from RefSeq and is a predicted model, not a curated record. The transcript is spliced from 4 exons.
GCAGACUCCAUAGCAGGCGCAAAGGGCAUUGCGGCAGGGGCGCCCAGUGAUGUCAACCCAAUUACUGUUCCGAUCCCCGGUGCAUUACAUAUUACUAUUCCCUACGAGAAUAAUUUGUUAACUACAACGAGUCAACCCAUCCCACCUCCCACCUCCCACCUACUCCCUCCAUACAUUUCUACGUGACGUCCACACUCCCUGGCGCUCACAUUCCCAUCAUGUGUCAUGGCUACAUCCGACGACGCGCGAGAUUAUGUCCUCGCGGUGGAGAAUAACAAGGACGAAGCUGCUCAAAUUGCAACGUCUGCUGCGAACAAACUCGAGACCCGUCAAAUCACCCUCAUCGAACUCGUCCAGUCCCUUGGUGAAUACAUCAAUGACGAAGAUGUCAACAUCAGGGCCCGCGCUAUCUCCUACCUCGUUGCCGUCCUAUCCAACUUGCCCCCAAAGUUUCUCUCCCGCCAACAGAUUCAGGUCCUGAACCAGUUCCUGUGUGAUCGCAUUCAAGAUGGAGGGGCUAUUGAAGGUCUAUCUCACCUACAGGCUCUGGAUCGCUUCACUACCGACAUGGCCCAGUCGGUUGUCAGAGCCCUAUUCAACUAUUUUACUGAUCUCCAGGCUCUGAAUCAAGCUGCCAGAUAUCGUGUUCUACAGCUCCUCAACGCCAUCCUCGAACGUCAUCGUAAAGCGCUGAGAGAUAUGGGAGACGAAUCUCUUGUCGGCAUCACCAACCUUGUCUCCGGCGAAAAGGAUCCUCGCAACUUGAUGCUCGUUUUUUCUAUGCUCCGGGUCCUCAUGAUCGAAUGGGACAUCUCAAGUCAUGUCGAGCUCAUGUUUGACUCGGUCUACGCCUACUUUCCCAUCACCUUCCGUCCUCCCCCCAAUGACCCUUAUGGCAUUACAGCACAGGACCUGAAGGACCGUCUUUGUGAAUGCCUUGCUUCCACGGGCGAAUUUGCACCUCACACAUUUCCCAAUAUGUUGGACCGUCUGGACUCAAUAUCAAAUACCGUGAAAAAGGAUGUCCUUCAGACUUUGGCCGCAUGUGCAAACAACUACGACCCCACUGUCAUAACACAAUACUCUAUCACACUUUGGGACGCUGUCAAAUUCGAAGUCUUGCAAGCUCAAGAGCCUGAAUUGGCUGCCGAUGCCCUUCGAGUUCUCAAAGGUAUUGCCACUUGUCUGUCAAAGACUUCGACAAACUCCCCGACGUCACCCUUACUUCUAUAUCUCAAGCCUGUCGACAAAGAAUGCCUCGAGCACCUACAAGAGCCUGCAUCACGUCAGGCAAAGGCAUGCGGCGAAAUACUCCAUGCCGUCUCUUCAGCAUCUUUACCAUCGUUUGAAAUCGUUAUCAAGGCCGUUGGACCGGCAUUGUUCACUAUUUACCAAUCCGCCGAUGGGUUAGUCCAUCAAAGAGCUAUUUUGGAAGUCACCAACCAUAUGUUUGAGGCGGCCAUCGAGGUCUACGGGUCAUGGACCGCUCCAAGCAAGAAAAAUCCACAAGGCAAAGAAAGUCUCCUCCUCGAGUUCAAGGACAAGUUCGUCGCCCUCUACAGCCAAGCCUUGAUGGGGACUGUCAAAGAAGAAGUCUCAUUCAGGUCGACGGCUGCCGAGGGUCUGCUUCUCAUCUCGAAAAUGAAUUCCUUAUUGUCAGACGAUGAGAUUGGACUCUUUGUUCAAUAUUUCAACGACAUUGUCCUAAAAGAAGAAUCUUAUGGUCGGGAUGAACUCAAAAAGAAAGCCAUGACCUCUUUGGCCGAAAUCUCCAAGUUCAAACCUGCCUUGAUAUCCGAUAUUACGUUUCCCGCCUUCAUGUCGUGUCUCCCAGAUACGGAGCAAGGCGCCAAAUCAAGUGAUUAUGGUCCUGUGCUGGAAGGCUUGGCCGAGAUUAGCGUUGAGAAGCAGUUGUUGGAAACCUUGAUGAGGAGGCUGUUGAACAAGGUUGAUCUUCUCAUUGCCUCGGACUCGCAAGUUGGAUUUUCAUACACCUCAGCAAUCCUCGGGACGGUUCUAUUCGUGCUAAACAAAGCUGCCUCGGAUCAAAAGGUGGCCUUGGAUUUUUGGUACCAACGAGUUGUGGUUGGGCUGUCAAAGAAAUCUACCGAACAGCCGACUGGUGCCCUAGCUAACCAAGAUGUGCUUGACUUACUGGGGAGAAUAAUGAACCUCAUUGUCAGGCGGUCCUCUAAUGUUUCCAACAUCCAACAUACCGCCGAAAACAUCUAUCAACUUUUCCGACAAUCCUCUGUUAAUGAUGUUUCAAAGCCACUGGUUCAUUUUGAUCCUCCAUCCUCCAUUAUCAUAUCCACGUGGCUGCUGGCAGCGGUUCCGCGCAAAACCCAGUCGAAUCUGUUCCAGCAAGGUCAAAUUCACGAGACAGUUCAAGAACUACUUGCCUUUGCUUCAAAGAGUACGAAUCAAGCUAUCACACAAAGCUCUCUGACACAAGUUGCUCUGUAUGUCAACAAGCAUGUCCAAACCAAAGAUAUUGAGUUUGUGGAACGACUUUUAUCCAACACCUUAACGGAACUCAAGGACUAUUCGAUGGACGGUUCGGAUACACCAGACUUCAAUAUUCGAGCCGUGUUCACGCUGACCAGGGCACUCGCGCUUCGUCUGGCUCCAAAGACAAACGAUUAUCUUCUUAGUCUCGUUGAUCUGUUAGACCAGAGCACUUAUCCUGUGGACGUUUCCAAAAAGGCGGCCAUGGGAUUUGUGAGCAUCCUGGCCCCGGAUGAUGUGCUAUCCAAAACAAAUGAUGCUCAGAUUCGACUGCUUGCACCUCAGCGCGUUUUCCAAACCCUCACGCCGCUAAUCGCCGAGAGAUUCCGGUCAUCAUCAUCCGCAGCAGAAAAAGAGAACUAUCUCGUUGCUCUUAGCGGGAUUCUUACCAAUGUACCAUCUGAUAUUGUCAUGCCAGAAUUGCCAACACUACUACCACUGCUUUUGCAAUCACUGGAUAUAACGGAUCAAAUGGUUAAGAUUGCCACAUUGGAAACAUUGGCGGUAGUUAUUUCGAGCAACCCCAAAGCGCUGGAAGAGAGUGGCCACAUUCCAGCACUAGUGAAGCGACUCCUAGCAGUUGCGACUGUGCCGAAACUAAAGCCUUCACCAUUUUCGACAAAGCAGAACUCGAUGACAAACAACACAAGGGCACCGGUAAACCUUCCAAAAACCCGUCGAUUGGCUACCCGAUGUCUGACACUGAUGCCAAAAUACAUCACAUCAAGUUCUACUCGAGCCAACCCAUUGUUGAACCUAAAGCGAGAGGUCUUGCAUGGCUUGAAGGGAGUGCUAGACGACUCGAAGCGUGAUGUGAGGAAAGAGGCAGUGGAUGCUAGAGGGUCAUGGUUGAGAGGUGUGGAUGAUAUGAAUGAUGAUGAUGACGACUGAUACAUCAAUGACCCUUUCUACCCGGCUGGGAAUGUUUGGCCUUUUGAGAAUCAAGAGUCGAAUUGCAUAAAGAAAUCUCGUAGAUUAGUCCAUCUUUGGCUAGACAAGGUGGACAGAUCCGAGUGGGUAGAUAAUGACAGAUACAGGUAGACUGUUGAAAGCGGAUUGAGAAGA